Molecule: messenger RNA, 1614 nt
Organism: Westerdykella ornata
Lineage: Eukaryota; Fungi; Ascomycota; Dothideomycetes; Pleosporales; Sporormiaceae
Exons: 3
Coding region: 187-1425 (412 amino acids)
Source: RefSeq, a predicted model, not a curated record
CUGGCGAGACCGCCGAACGUACAUAUGCAUGGUGCCAGGCCCGCUACCUUCUUUUGCCCGUUAUCUGCAGGUUCAGUUCCGCCAGUCUUGGUCGUAUCUUGUCGUCUUCAAGCGACACUCCGAUGAGAGAUCGGACCUAGGGCGCAGCGUCUGAGCUGUCUGCAGCAGCUGGUGAGACGCCCGAGGAUGGCGGCCGUCCAUGCCAGGUUGGCCGUGGUGCUUGCCUUUACACUGACGAGUCUAUCAACGGUGGUUGUUGCAUUGCGGUAUGUGAAUUGCAAUCAUGUACAUGCGAAACCGAGGCGGCGUGGCUCACCAUUUUCUAGCUUCUACUGCCGAUAUGGGCUGCUCCGGAAGCUCAGCCCUUCGGAUUGGGUGAUGUUGUUCGCUCUGCUCAGCACCUGGGGCACCACCGUCACCAACUACUAUCAGAUCCACUUCAUGGACUACAGCAAAGUCAACAGCGAACAGAGCUACAUGGUUGUCGUCGUUGGCAACCUCCUCAGCUUCUGGGUCUACCGCCUCUUCUACAUCCUCAACCUCUGCCUCAUCAAAAUCUCCAUCCUCCUCUUCUACAAGUACAUCACCAGCGUCCGCAAAUCCUUCCACCUCCUCGUAAAGAUCCUCCUCAUCGUCGUCAUCUCAUGCAGCAUCGGCAUGUUCAUCGCCUCCAUCCUCGUCUGCAACCCUCCCUCGGACGCCUGGUCCUACGACGUCUUCAUGAUGCCCUUCUACGGAAGGUGGCCCACGCAGUGCUACAACCCGCUGUACAUCUGGUUCUCGACGGCGAGCUUCCACCUCCUGACGGACCUGGUGGUCUGGUUCCUCCCCAUCCCCUUCUUCCUCAACCUGCAGUCCAUGCCGCUCAAACGCCGCCUGGGUCUCGCCGGCAUCUUCUCCAUCGGCAUCGUCGCCAUCGCCGCCUCGGCUGUGCGCUUGUGGGUGCUGAAGCAGUGGGCCCUCGACGGCUUCGAGAAGCAGGGCGAGCGCGCGGCCGACCUGCUCAUCUGGGGCCAGGUCGAGCAGCAUGCGGGCAUCAUCGCGGCGUCGAUCCCAUUCCUGCGGCCCCUGGUCAAGAAGGUCGUCGGCCUGCCCAAGCACGUGGUGGUGGCGAGGAGGAAGGGGCGCGAGGGCCAGAGUCCGAGUCCCGCGGCGAAAUUGAUGGCGCAGAAUCAUGCGGCUGGUGGUGGGGGAUUUGGGUUUGGGGGACAUGAAGGGGGAGGAGGAGCAGCAUUUGUGGGGACACCGGAGAGGGAUAGCACGCCCGUGCCGCAUAGGACGCCGAUUAUCCCGUCGCCGAGCGCGACGUAUGCGAGCGAGGCCAGGGAGAGAGAGGGGGAGACGUUCAAGAUGCCGGUGACGCCGCUGAGCCCGGUUUUUCCGGUGGAUGGUAAGGGUCCCGAGGUGAGGGAUGGGGAGGUUUGAAAGAGAGGGACUGGAGGCACGAUUGAGUGUAUUCACUGCUCUUAGAGAUACCCCAGCCCGACCGCAACAGACGUUUGGCGAGAUAUUCCCAGGGCUCAGGAUCACGACGCUGGAGAGACAUACCGGUCUAUUGCUACCUCGAAGUAGGAGCAUUUGCGCGUUGGACCUGGGGAUACGUCGUGGAGCAGA